Molecule: messenger RNA, 1716 nt
Organism: Dacryopinax primogenitus
Lineage: Eukaryota; Fungi; Basidiomycota; Dacrymycetes; Dacrymycetales; Dacrymycetaceae
Exons: 2
Coding region: 542-1615 (357 amino acids)
Source: RefSeq, a predicted model, not a curated record
CGAUUUGCGCACUUAUCACGAAAGUUCAGACUUGGAUCCUGCCAGCUGUCGGUUAUCGUAUCACCUCGGCGAUUGAGAUAGAUUCGAUGCGACACUCCUUCUGGGGAAAAGUGUGUGAAGGGCAGGGUCAUUCCAGACUUGUAUGUGAGCCUGUUGUCUUGCGGAUGUCACAGACGUGGAUAGCGCUAGAAGAAGCGCCGACUGGAUGCCAGUACUGCCAUGCUGGCAAAAUGAUCCGGAAAUGCAGCCGACAUGAAGGGCUCAUCUGACUGCAGGACCGCAAACGUGUUCGGCCCCCUUUUGUGACGCCCUAGAAGUCUCCCAUCAAAGUUCUGACCGUUUAUGAGGAUAUCACGGUCAUGCCUGCCGGGAAAGGCCAAUCGCUGAGUAUGAUGGAACUAUCCAAGUUGCUGGGCCGGCUUGUGCAACACCUGGGCGUGAAAAAUAGCACGCACACUGGCGCUAUAUAACGCGCAGAUCGCGGCAGGCUCUGGCGCUUCACGAACUUCGAGUCCACUUUUGCCCUGCUCAAGUCAAUCCCAUGAACAUUCCUCUCUGGUCUUGUCCCCCAUCUCCCGAACCAAGCCCACAUCGGGCGGUUUUGAAGGAAAGGCGCUCCAGACACCCAUUCCUCUUUAGAAUUGAGGAUGAGUAUUCACAAACAAUAGUGGAUCAAGAACGCAACCGCAUUGCGACCUGCUACUCCAAUGUUCUAGCUGCGGAAGCUGCGAUUCGUCGGCAUUCGAACAACAACACCGACCCGUUCCAGUUUGACAUAGCAUGCGAGCAUUGCAAAUGGAGAUCAGAGAAACCCUCCCCUUACAUCUCCGCAACUCGGAGCCCGCGUUGGGCCUUUUGGGAGUGCUACAGCCGUCUCUUCCAAACCGGUAAACGAUACAGGAAGUCCGACAAAGUCCGUAUCGUGAUUGUCGAUGCAAGCCGCUUAACCCAUGUCGAGGACGCCAAUGCAAUACUCGAUACUGAUACAGUACCGACCCUGCGGAGGUUUACCAAUAUGGCACAAGAGUCCCUUGUGUUCGCCAUCAUCCCAGAGACUGCGAUUCUCUCGAUUGUAGACGUGAAGAGCGAUGUCUUCCGUGAAGCAGUCGAGCGGCUAUAUCCUGGAAUAUGUACCGAUUCCGAUGUCGUGGACAACUCUUUCCGGGAUGCGUGGAAGUCUGACGUCCACCGUUGGAAAUACUCGACCAGAAUUGGCAACUACGGACUGGGCAGGCGGGGAGCCGCCCUCGCCGUGGUGUUGCUCGACGAUGUCUGGAACCUCGACUGGACCGGUUAUAGCGAGGACAAAGGCAAUGGCAUCCUUCGCACCACUUUCUUCUUAGCCGAGCAAAUCCUCUUGGACAAAUUCAACUUCUACACAGAGGAAAGUCAUCAAAACCCCGACAUCUUCCAUGGUAUCAACGACUACAUCACUGAAACGGUGGAAAAGCGCCAAGAAAAUUGGCACACUUCUCAUGAGCUACCUGUUCCAGAGCUGGACGUUUCAAUAUCUCCUAACGCUACGGCGGACGAUACAGAUAUUGAAGCGCUUGUGACCUCACUCUCAAACGUCGGGAUUCAUGAUGAACCUAAGGGGUUACUCGUCGCUGCUUGAAGUACAGGAUGAUGUUUCCAAACACUACCACAUGGCCAGUCUUGUUUCUGUAGUAUCGACAAUUCAUUUUUGUCAAACACAGUCUAGGGGAUACAUUUACC